Molecule: messenger RNA, 1394 nt
Organism: Neltuma alba
Lineage: Eukaryota; Viridiplantae; Streptophyta; Magnoliopsida; Fabales; Fabaceae
Product: GDSL esterase/lipase At1g74460-like
Exons: 5
Coding region: 56-1159 (367 amino acids)
Molecular function (GO): hydrolase activity, acting on ester bonds
Source: RefSeq, a predicted model, not a curated record
AACCGACAAAAACUAGGAGCCUUUGAGAAGAGCCUGGAGGGAUAACUAGACAAAUAUGAAGCUUAACAUGGGGCUGGUUUUUGUGGCAAUGGUCAUUUUAGGAAAUGAGCUUCAGGGAUGUCACUGCAAGAUUGUGCAGUUCAUAUUUGGAGACUCCCUUUCUGAUGUUGGAAACAACAGAUACCUCUCCAGAAGUCUUGCUCAGGCAAGCCUCCCUUGGUAUGGCAUUGAUUUUGGCAAUGGCUUGCCUAAUGGCAGAUUCUCCAAUGGCCGCACUGUUGCUGAUAUAAUAGGUGACAAGAUGGGACUUCCUAGGCCACCGGCAUUCUUGGACCCUUCUUUAACAGAGGAUGUAAUAUUGGACAAUGGAGUGAAUUAUGCCUCUGGUGGCGGCGGCAUAUUGAAUGAAACUGGAACCUAUUUUAUUCAGAGGUUUUCUCUCUACAAGCAAAUUGAGCUGUUUCAGGGAACCCAGGUAUUAAUCAGAAACAAAAUUGGGAAAAAGGCAGCGGAAGAGUUUUUCCAGGGAGCUCGCUAUGUGAUUGCUUUAGGGAGCAAUGACUUCAUCAACAACUACUUGAUGCCUGUUUAUAGAGAUUCAUGGACAUACAAUGAUAAGACAUUUGUGGAGUACCUGAUGACAACAUUAGGAGACCAAAUCAAGAUUCUGCAUAGCUUAGGAGCAAGACAACUGAUGGUGUUUGGGUUGGGACCAAUGGGCUGCAUUCCUCUCCAGAGAGUGCUUAGUACUUCUGGGAAUUGCCAAGAAAAAACGAACAAUCUGGCUAAGAGCUUCAACAAAGCUGUAAGCAAGUUGGUAGAUGACUUGGUUGCUCAACUUCCUAAUUCAAGCUAUAGAUUUGGGGAUGCCUAUGAUGUUGUUGACGAUGUUAUAAGCAAUCCAAGCAAAUACGGAUUUCAGAAUUCAGACUCGCCCUGCUGCUCCUUUGGGAGAAUACGACCAGCUCUGACAUGUCUACCAGCAUCAAGUCUGUGCAAAGAUAGAAGCAAGUAUGUGUUCUGGGAUGAGUACCACCCGACAGACAGUGCAAAUGAGCUGAUUGCAAACGAGCUCAUCAAGAAAUUCGGAUUCUUACGUGGCGACCAAACAAAUGCUCCUUCACCUGCCCCAGCUCUUGCUCCUUCUCCCGAAGAUUAACAAAAGCCACUCAUGUUACUUGUAAUGGAAACAAACAUCUCUCUGUUAUUUAACCUGUUAUUUGGCCAUAAUUUUGUUGUUAUCUCUGUUUGGUUAUAAAAAAAGGAACUUAGCUAUACAAGAAACAAGUUUGUGAGUCAUUAUGUUCAAUAAUGCUCCCUUGCAAUGGCAACAUUGCAGUAUGACAGUAACUUUAGUAGUCUGUAUUGGAGAGAUCUGGGCCCUUUAACCAUUA